AAACCGGGACUCGGGAAUCCUGGGAUAGUGGCGGACCUGAAGUUGGCCUGUGUGAAGGCAGAAGGUCCUAGGAAACUGGUACACAGAUUUGGAAGGUGGAGGAACGUCCCGAGACCGGGGCUGCAUAUUCCUUCGGGGAUAGGGGAGGGGCGGAUAACGGCACCUAUUCUGGAGGAUAUAGACUGAGAUGUGAUUCUGCAGUGUUUUUGCUUUCACACGAGGUGAGGGUCACCUUUCACUCCAUUCCUGUAGUUGAAAAAGCCACCGAUCAUUCCAGAGGCCGAGCAGCAUUUACCGCUUCUGACUUGGCUGCCAUGGAGAUCACCGGUACUGAGGAAAUCCAGUAGGAGCAGCAACUGCUAUUUGGUCGGAUGGAACUUAGAGCUCAUGCGCCAAGAGCAGUCGAAACACGCCCCCAGCGUCCAAAAAAUGAAUGAGGAAACGAACAGAUCAAUAAGAAAGCUGUUAGACUUAAAACCAUUUAAGGCAAAGCCGACUCCCAGGGUUGUAGCGCUGGGAGCCAUUACCCCGCCCGUAACUGACAUGGCGCCCUCCCCUUCGGCGUUUCCGGGCGGAGGGUUCUGACCGCCCCCGCGGUGAUUCCAUCACUCAGCUUCCUUCCCGGCCUGCCUUGCGCCCGCGGCCGGGCUGGGCCAGAGCAGCCCAAGAUGGCCGACUUCGAGGAUCGGGUGUCUGAUGAGGAGAAGGUACGCAUAGCUGCUAAAUUCAUCACUCAUGCACCUCCAGGAGAAUUUAAUGAAGUGUUUAAUGAUGUCCGACUACUACUUAAUAAUGACAAUCUUCUCAGGGAAGGGGCAGCACAUGCAUUUGCCCAGUAUAACAUGGAUCAGUUCACACCUGUGAAGAUAGAAGGAUAUGAAGAUCAGGUCUUAAUUACAGAACACGGUGACCUGGGUAAUAGCAGAUUUUUAGAUCCGAGAAACAAAAUUUCCUUUAAAUUUGAUCACUUACGGAAAGAAGCAAGUGACCCCCAUCCAGAGGAAGUAGAUGGAGGCCUGAAGUCUUGGAGAGAAUCCUGUGACAGUGCUUUAAGGGCCUAUGUGAAAGAUCAUUAUUCCAACGGCUUCUGUACUGUUUAUGCUAAAACUAUAGAUGGACAACAGACUAUUAUUGCAUGUAUUGAAAGCCACCAGUUUCAACCUAAAAACUUCUGGAAUGGUCGUUGGAGAUCAGAGUGGAAGUUCACCAUUACACCACCUACAGCUCACGUGGUUGGAGUCCUUAAAAUUCAGGUUCACUAUUAUGAAGAUGGCAAUGUUCAGUUGGUUAGUCAUAAAGAUGUACAGGAUUCAGUAACUGUUUCGAAUGAAGUCCAGACUGCCAAGGAGUUUAUUAAAAUCAUAGAGCAUGCAGAAAAUGAGUAUCAGACAGCAAUUAGUGAAAACUAUCAAACAAUGUCAGACACCACAUUCAAGGCCUUGCGCCGGCAGCUGCCAGUUACUCGCACCAAAAUCGACUGGAACAAGAUACUCAGCUACAAGAUUGGCAAAGAAAUGCAGAAUGCUUAAAGGCUGAAUGUAAGAUUCUUCAGUACAUAGGGGGGAAAAGAAAAAGGAUUCAACAUGUGGUCAUAUGAUAAAUAAGUGGUUUAUAAACAAGAGUGAUAUUUUGCUAGGGCUUUCAAAGUAAACAGGUUUUCUAGCCUCAUGGAAUACUGUUGAACCUAUAACAUUGUUUGAAUUCUUUUAUGUUCUCUACUUUGUAAUAUUCUGUUGUCACUAUAUCUACUUGUAAAAUUUUUUUUUUUUUUUUCCUGCCACACUUAAUGUUGGAGAGAGAGAGCUCUAUCUUGGAGUCAUUUUACUGUUUAAAAAAUUUUCCUAGCCAUGAAGCCCUGUUACAGAUACAGAUGGUAAUAUAUGUUCAGUACUUUUCUACCCCUAUUCUUCAAAGAAGUUCUGGUACUUCAGUGGUUUUUGCUGAUAGACCAACAGCUAAAAAGGCUAUGCUACAAACUAUAGCUAAAUGGAAGACACAUUCAUCCUUCUCCCUUCAGCUGCUUUGAUCACCACUUACGGCAUCUCAUGACUGUAGAUUUCAAAAUUUUGAAUUGGGGCUUUUCACAUCCUUUUGAGGGGGCAGAGGAAGUUUUCUGGAAAUUCCAUUAUACCCAGCUUCUCUGGGAAAAUUGUUUUUAAAUCCAAAGACUUGAACCACAUUCCCUGCACAUGAACGUGUUUUUGUUUCUUUUUUCCCUUCCCUCAUUGUCUCCUUCCCAUCUAGUACCAUUGUAAUUAUAAACAUCUGCAUUUUUAGAAGAGCGUUACCCAUUUAUGUUUUGUUUUGUUUUUUUUAAUAUUCAAGAACUGCUGACAUACUGUGGAUGUAGUAGAGUAUGUAUAAAACUUGAAAAAUGCAGAUGUUGAAGGAAUAAUAAGUAUAUUAUGCUUUAAUACUUUGUGGCAGGAUUGUAGGAUAAGCAAACGAAUCAAACAACUACAUAAAUCACAAAUAAAAACUAAAAAUGAACCAAAGUGAGAAGGAUAACUUCCAGGCAGUAUCUUUCUAUUGUAACCUGUUACUUAAGGGAAUACUAGUGAUUUGUUCUAAAUAGGAUGUAAAACUUGUUUCCAAAUUUCUCUUCUUCAGUCCUGCCUGCCAAGAACUCAAAUGUAACUGUGAUAUAGCAGCCCUUCGCAGGUAUAUUGGCAGGUAUUUGUGUUUGAUCUCAGAAUACACAGGUGACAUAGAUAUGAUAUGACAACUGGUAAUGGUGGAUUCAUUUACAUUGUUUACACUUCUAUGACCAGGCCUUAAAGGAAAGUCAGUUUUUAAAAAACCAAGUAGUGUCUUCCUACCUAUCUCAAAAUAUAUGUCAAAAAAGAAGGAUGUUUGUGCUUCAGCUUUGUUUUUUGCUCAGUAAUACAGUCAAGCAGGAGUGUUUCUAAGUGACCCAUUGAGCUGUGUAAGCAUUUUUGUUUAUUUCAAAUAAAAUAUAUUUGUAUUAUUUGUCAUUCAUACUAUCCAUCCAUACCACACUGUCCUCUGUAUCAGGUAGACCAAUACAAAUAUACCUGUUUUGUUCUAAA
Messenger RNA from Trichechus manatus latirostris (Florida manatee), 3050 nucleotides. RefSeq names its product capping actin protein of muscle Z-line subunit alpha 1 (gene CAPZA1). Gene Ontology annotation, molecular function: actin filament binding. The coding region runs from base 669 to 1529 and encodes 286 amino acids. Gene Ontology annotation, cellular component: F-actin capping protein complex; actin cortical patch. The transcript has 10 exons. NCBI's taxonomy places the organism in Eukaryota, Metazoa, Chordata, Mammalia, Sirenia, Trichechidae. Gene Ontology annotation, biological process: actin cytoskeleton organization; barbed-end actin filament capping. The record is from RefSeq and is a predicted model, not a curated record.